UCCAGCGAGGCCGAGCUUGAGACGCCCAUAUCAGCCUGGCGCGGUGCUGGUGUUCUUCGGCGACUAGGCUACUCUUGCCGCUGGACUGCUAGGAAACUCGCUCGCUCUUCCCUGGCUGGCUAUGUCUACGACAAUAUCAACAUGACAUUCAAGGUCUCCGAACAGGUACUGGGGCAUCAAGACACUCAAGAGAGCGGCACCUGCGCCACAAUUUUCUCCCUCUUUGACGCGCCACCGGCCAAUAUGAAGACCAAAGACCUUGUCACAUCCAUCAAGACCGCCAGACCUCUCGAAAUGAGGGAUAUCCGUCUCACUGCCAGCGAGACGGAGCUGUUCAACAGGUGCUCCAUUCAUGCCAUCCUACGUGUUAUCGUUCACGGUGAGCCCGCAUUUGCGAAGUUCCGUGCGCAAGUCAACGCCACCCUCCCUCCGGACGGGCUCAAAAUCCCUCUGCACAAGACUGCCAUACACCCACUCCCCACCAUGAACAUCGACGAGUCGAGUGUCACUGGCAACGCCUCAGUUCUGGACUACAUCUUCCGCCGCGAGCUGAAAUUCGACUUCGGCGCUGCUAGGUUCCGUGAGGUUGUACGGCUCGUCUUUGGCGACCAGCUCUCUCUUGCCCGACUCCGUACUCUCAUCCUGCACCGUGUUGGUCACGACCAGCUCGCCUCGUCCUAUGUGAGCCUUGUUCUUGGACCUGGUCUCUUCCAUUACCAGAUCGCUCUCAUCCACGGCAUUCUCGAGACCCACUUUGGUGAGCCAGAGGGCAAAGGCACACUCAACGCGGCAAGUCUCUCGUUCUUCAACAGUGUGCUGGGUCGCAAGCCCAUCUUCUUGUCCUCCCUCCCUCCCUAUCGCACCUGCCGUGACCUCAUCUUCACCUCGCUCACUGCCGGCAUCCUCUCCUGUCUCAAGAAUGUCGCGAACGUCAGUGACCUCCCGGAAUAUGCAUCAGAAGUCACCUUCAAGCAGCUUGAGGCGCAUGCGCUGAAGAUCCAUCAACACUUCUCCGUUGGUGCCGUGAACAAACUUCGUGAGGAUCGCGAGAUGGAGGUCGCCGAACAUCUGGAUGAACACGAGCGUGCGCCCGAGGUCACCAGCAAGAGUGAUCACGAUGAAGACCGCCCUCCGUUUGAUCCCCUUCUUGGCAUCAAGACCGGAGACAUGGUAUUUGAGAAUGCUGUCUUAUUCCUCCGCGACGCUCUCCUUCUACGCGAGUUCAACGACGCGAUCAAGAGUGGUUGCUCGGGUCGUAUCCUUCUGUCUCUGAAGGUGCUCGCCUUCGCCUACCGGGGACUUGGCCGCACGAAGUAUGCGCACGAGGUCAUGCACCUCUUGCACUCUUUCACCACUGUAUGGCCGGAGCCUCUGCGCGCAAUUGUGUUGAAGAAUUGGCUCGUGAACCCGACUGGCAUGGAGAAUUCAUGGGUGCCAGUCGAUCUCCUGCAGGAGCAUAUGAACUUGAUGAUCAAGAGUGUCUACAAAGCUCACGGCAGCAACUCAUCGUGGCCGUGGCUCGAAAUGAUAUCGCCUGAUGUUGUCGUCCUUCGCCAUCUCAUGACGCAGAUCAACACCUACAUGGGGGACAAGCUCGGGAACAAGCACAGCACGCCCGACACGACCCGCGAUGUUGCAUCGCUGCGAGAAGCAAUGGAGUCCCACCGCAUCUUCGUUGUCGAACAGGGUCGGGUGCUCACCGGGAUGAAGCAGGCUGUCGUACCCAAUGCUGUCGAUGUCGGACAGGAUGCUGUACUCGGCCCUCUCGAGGACUACAACCAGACAUUCAAACGUUUGCAGGUGCGGCUUGCCCGUAUACCGCUC
Molecule: messenger RNA, 1824 nt
Organism: Epithele typhae
Lineage: Eukaryota; Fungi; Basidiomycota; Agaricomycetes; Polyporales; Epitheliaceae
Exons: 3
Source: RefSeq, a predicted model, not a curated record